This is a messenger RNA of Pipistrellus nathusii (Nathusius's pipistrelle), 1440 nucleotides long. NCBI's taxonomy places the organism in Eukaryota, Metazoa, Chordata, Mammalia, Chiroptera, Vespertilionidae. The record is from the annotation of a GenBank genome assembly.
AUGCGGAGGGGCGAGCGCAGGGGCGCCGGGGGGCCGCGGCCGGGGUCCCCGGUCCCCGCGGGCAAGGCCGCGCUGGAGGAGCCGCCGGCCGCCGCGCCCGCCGGCCGCCGCAGCACCGAGUCCGAGGUCUACGACGACGGCACCAACACCUUCUUCUGGCGCGCGCACACGCUCACCGUGCUCUUCAUCCUCACCUGCGUGCUGGGCUACGUGACACUGCUGGAGGAGACGCCGCAGGACACGGCCUACAACACCAAGAGAGGUAUUGUGGCCAGUAUUUUGGUUUUCUUAUGUUUUGGAGUCACACAAGCUAAAGACGGGCCAUUUUCCAGACCUCAUCCAGCGUACUGGCGGUUCUGGCUGUGUGUCAGCGUGGUCUACGAGCUGUUCCUCAUCUUCAUCCUCUUCCAGACGGUGCAGGACGGCCGCCAGUUCCUGAAGUACGUGGACCCCAGGCUGGGGGUCCCGCUGCCGGAGCGGGACUAUGGGGGGAACUGUCUCAUCUACGACGCAGACAACGAGACAGACCCCUUCCAUAACGUCUGGGACAAGCUGGACGGCUUUGUGCCCGCGCACUUCAUUGGCUGGUACCUGAAGACCCUGAUGAUCCGCGACUGGUGGACGUGCAUGAUUGUGAGCGUCAUGUUCGAGUUCCUGGAGUACAGCCUGGAGCACCAGCUGCCCAACUUCAGCGAGUGCUGGUGGGACCACUGGAUCAUGGACGUGCUGCUCUGCAACGGGCUGGGCAUCUACUGCGGCAUGAAGACCCUCAAGUGGCUGUCCCUCAAGACGUACAAGUGGCAGGGCCUCUGGAACAUUCCGACCUACAAGGGCAAGAUGAAGAGGAUCGCGUUCCAGUUCACGCCCUACAGCUGGGUCCGCUUUGAGUGGAAGCCCGCCUCCAGCCUGCGCCGCUGGCUGGCCGUGUGCGGCAUCAUCCUGGUGUUCUUGUUGGCAGAGCUCAACACCUUCUACCUGAAGUUCGUGCUGUGGCUGCCCCCGGAGCACUCGCUGGUCCUGCUGCGGCUGGUCUUCUUCGUGAACGUGGGCGGCGUGGCCAUGCGGGAGAUCUACGACUUCAUGGACGACCCGAAGCCGCACAAGAAGCUGGGCCAGCAGGCCUGGCUGGUGGCCGCCAUCACGGCCACGGAGCUGCUCAUCGUGGUCAAGUACGACCCGCAGACGCUCACGCUGUCGCUGCCCUUCUACAUCGCCCAGUGCUGGACGCUCGGCUCCGUGCUCGUGCUCACCUGGACCGUGUGGCGCUUCUUCCUGCGGGACAUCACCCUGCGCUACAAGGAGACCCGGCGGCAGAAGCAGCAGAACAGCGGCGACCAGGGCAGCACUGCCCACGGGGACAGGCAUGGCGACAGGCACCGGUCUGGGCGGGACAGCCCCCCGGGGCCCCUGGAGGCGGAGAGGGAGGAGGACCAGCACUGA